Messenger RNA from Rhinolophus ferrumequinum (greater horseshoe bat), 1852 nucleotides. RefSeq names its product leucine rich repeat containing 24 (gene LRRC24). Gene Ontology annotation, molecular function: protein binding. NCBI's taxonomy places the organism in Eukaryota, Metazoa, Chordata, Mammalia, Chiroptera, Rhinolophidae. The coding region runs from base 226 to 1746 and encodes 506 amino acids. The record is from RefSeq and is a predicted model, not a curated record. The transcript has 5 exons.
CGGCCGGGCAGGAGGCGCGGGAACUCCAGUGCGCGUGCGCGAGGGGCGCCUGCCCCUCCCCCUCCCGGCGCUGCUCGGUCGGCCGGGGCGCCGCGGGCUCUGCGGGGGAGCCGCGCCGCGGGAGCGUCAGGGGCAGGCUUCAGGAGACACACCCCACCCGGGCCGACUAUACUGAAGUUGGUGAGGAGGCUGCAGCUUCUUGGUCCGCAGCUGGACCCACGGGAGAUGGCCCCGGGGUCACCAGCACUGCUGCUGCUGUCGCUGCUCUCACUGCCUAGUCUCUCGCCCGGCGCCACUGGCUGCCCGGCGGCCUGCCGCUGCUACAGCGCCACGGUGGAGUGCGGGGCCCUGCGGCUUCGUGUCGUCCCGCCUGGAAUCCCGCCCGGGACGCAGACGCUAUUCCUGCAGGACAACAGCAUCGCGCGCCUGGAGCCAGGCAUCCUGGCGCCUCUUGCCGCCCUGCGCCGUCUCUACCUGCACAACAACAGCCUGCGCGCCCUGGAGCCAGGCGCCUUUGGUGCGCAGUCACGCCUGCUGGAGCUGGCACUCACAGGCAACCGGCUGCGUGGCUUGCGUGUGGGUGCCUUCUCCGGCCUGGCCCAGCUGCGCAUACUCUACCUAGCUGGUAACCAGCUGGUGCAGCUGCUGGAUUUCACCUUCCUGCACCUGCCGCGACUACAGGAGCUGCACCUGCAGGAAAACAGCAUUGAGCUGCUGGAGGACCAGGCCCUGGCUGGGCUCUCAUCCCUGGCACUGCUGGACCUCAGCAGGAACCAGCUGGGCACCAUCAGCCGUGAGGCCCUGCAGCCCCUGGCCAGCCUGCAGGUCCUGCGACUCACAGAGAACCCAUGGCGCUGUGACUGUGCCCUGCUCUGGCUAGGGGCCUGGAUCAAGGAGGGAGGCCAGAGGCUGCUCAGUCCCAGGGACAAGGUUAUGUGUGCAGAGCCCCCACGCCUGGCACUUCGGAGUCUCCUGGAUGUGUCUGGUGGUAGCCUCAUCUGCAUCCCGCCUUCUGUGCACGUUGAGCCGUUGGAGGUGACAGCCAACCUGGGUGAGGAUCUGCGGGUUGCCUGCCAGGCUUCAGGCUACCCGCAGCCUUUGGUAACCUGGAGAAAGGUGGCCCAGCCUCGCGAGGGACACCCACCGGCCCAGGCCCAGCCAGAAGGCCGGGCGCGGGGCCCAGGCGGACACGGGGCCUCCGACACGGGCAGCGGCAUGCUGUUCCUCACCAACAUCACCCUGGCGCACGCCGGCAAGUACGAGUGCGAGGCCUCCAAUGCUGGCGGCGCCGCCCGCGUGCCCUUCCAGCUCCUGGUCAACCUGUCCCGGCAGCAGCAGCUGCAGCUGGCACCGCCGCCGCCCCCGGAGCCCCUGCACGAGGCGGGCAGCAUGGCUUUCCGCGCCCUGGGCCUGGCCACGCAGACGACCGUCGUUGCAGCCAUCGCGCUCCUCGCCUUCACGGCGCUGCUGCUGGCGAGUCUGAUUUGCCGCAGGCGCCGCAGGCGGAAAAAGGCGCCGGGGCCACCAGGGGAGGGCGCGCUGUUCGUCAACGACUACUCGGACGGGCCCUGCACCUUCGCGCAGCUCGAGGAGCUCCGCGACGAGCGGGGCCACGAGAUGUUCGUCAUCGACCGCUCCAAGCCGCUCUUCACCGAGGGUCCGGCCGAGUCGGCCGAGGGAACCGCGCCGGGGCUCGCACAGGGUCUGCCGCUGCAGCCACCGGCCGCCUACGAGAUCCACUGUUGAGGGGCGGGGCGGGCGGCGCGUGCUGAUGACGUAAGCCCCGCGGAUUGGCCGGCCGAUGGGUUCGCCUCGCGCACGCUCCGGCGCGGUCAGUAAAGGGUGGAAGCUG